Messenger RNA from Colletotrichum phormii, 1153 nucleotides. Its product is annotated as heterokaryon incompatibility protein-domain-containing protein. The transcript has 3 exons. NCBI's taxonomy places the organism in Eukaryota, Fungi, Ascomycota, Sordariomycetes, Glomerellales, Glomerellaceae. The record is from RefSeq and is a predicted model, not a curated record. Bases 1 to 759 code for a protein of 252 amino acids.
AUGCGUCUGAUCAACACAGCAACAUUGCAGCUCGAAGAGUUCAUUGACCGUGCUCGCAUCCCACCAUACGCCAUUCUUUCCCACACCUGGGAAGAUGGAGAAGUGUCGUUCCAAGAAUGGAAUCAUCACGAUAUCAGAGUAGAGAAGAAGGGCUUUCUCAAAAUCGAAUCGUUCUGCCGUUUGGUCUUGCAGGACGGAUACACCCACGCUUGGGUAGACACCAACUGCAUCGACAAGCGCAGCUCCGCCGAGUUAUCCGAAGCUAUCAACUCCAUGUUUGCCUGGUACCGGGAAGCGGAAGUAUGCUACGUUUACAUGGCCGACGUGUUAGCUUCAAGCAGCGCUCCGGAUUAUCGCGACCGGGUUACUCAGUUCCUGAACAGCAAAUGGUUUACUCACAUCAACUUCUACGACCAGGAUUGGAGUUUCAUUGGAACGAUAAUAACAUUGCUUGACACGAUUCACCAAGCAACCGGAAUUGAUAAGAGUUGUCCUCUAGGUAACGCACUCCCUUCCGACUUCAGCAUUGCGAAAAUCAUGUCUUGGGCCGCUGGCCGUGUCCCAACUCGCCUCGAAGACCAAGCAUAUUGUCUCCUCGGUCUCUUCGGUGUCAAUAUGCCACUUCUCUAUGGAGAGGGCGAGAAGGCAUUUCUAAGGCUGCAGGAAGAGAUAAUAAAGAUAUCCGAUGACCAGAGCGUCUUCCAAUUCAGGGGGCUCGCCUCAGCACAGCCUGAUGUUGAGAGACUCAGACGAAUCUGAAUGACACCGGCUGCGACCAGACUUUCCAGUCCUAACGUGUUUUUAAUCACCAACUGUUCAUGGAUCCUGCCAAUUUCGAUUUCAAGCUCAAUAUGGCUUGUCAAGAGGCACAUUCGGUGUGACAAUUCAAGUUCAAUUGAACAGAACAGACUGCAGCGCAGCUGCUCCGGCAGCUCAGCUAACCAUUCUGUCUCCAGCUAUCAAUACACUACACAAAAGGAAACUCGCUAAUAAUCUUCAUAUAAUCAUCAGAUCGCCAUGAUUGGAUCCUGUACCAUCUUCCUCCUUAGAAUACCGCGCUGUUUAGGCCAUGACCUCGGCGUGGAACUGCUCCUGUGCGCCAGCAGGGGCGGCGGGAGCGGCAGGGGCAGCGGGAGCAGCGGGAGCAGCGGGG